Messenger RNA from Stegodyphus dumicola, 997 nucleotides. RefSeq lists its product as uncharacterized. The record is from RefSeq and is a predicted model, not a curated record. Gene Ontology annotation, cellular component: myosin II complex. Lineage: Eukaryota; Metazoa; Arthropoda; Arachnida; Araneae; Eresidae. Gene Ontology annotation, molecular function: calcium ion binding.
GAGUUCAAAGAGGCUUUCGGUCUGUUUGACCACAACGGAGACGGUUCCAUAGAGGCUGCUGAACUGGGAGUGGUCAUGCGGUCCCUGGGACAGAGGCCUACAGAAGCCGAGCUGGUCAAUAUGAUUAGACUCGUUGACCAAGACGGUAAUGGUACGAUCGAGUUCAACGAGUUCUGCUUUAUGAUGUCGAACAAAAUGAAGGAGAGGGACAGUGAAAAGGAGCUAAAAGAAGCUUUCCGCGUGUUCGACAAGAAUGGCGACGGUUUCAUAUCUGCACCAGAACUGCGACAUGUUAUGACCAACCUGGGCGAGAAGCUGACAGACGAAGAGGUCGAGGACAUGAUAAAAGAAGCAGACCUGGACGGAGAUGGCCUCGUCAACUAUGAUGAAUUUGUGAACAUCCUGACGGGCAAGCAAUGAUCAACGGAAAUCAUCAUUCUGUACAUAUUUUUGCCAACAAGAUAAAAGAUCACUUCUGCUCCAAGACUUCUGUUCCCCACCCUGGACAUUGAAAAGCUAUGAUGCUCAAUUGAGUCCCAAAUUCCGAAGAACUUGGUUCGUCGUGCUAUUUUUUUAUGAGGACAUGGACAGCACCGCUAGAAUUCCUUAAUACUGAUCUUGGAUUCCCUUCCCCAAGAUAACACUCAUUAUGCUAGUAACUUGAUCCAAUAUCAUUUUCCUAGUUUUAGAAGCUAUUAGAUUAUAAUUUUUUUUUUUUUUAAAUUUAUUUAUUGCUCAUUCGGAUAAACAGUACCGUGAUAUGAGUUUAGUAAAAUUUCCAUCCAUUUUGUUCAAUCAUUGAUUAAAUAACAUCCAAAAAUGUAACCAAAAAGUUUAAAAAAUAGUACUUCUAAAAGUAGGCACAUCAUUACGCCAGUUCAAGAGAAGUUAAACCAAAAUCCAUACUGCUUUAUUAAAAAGUAUUUCAGUACUUUCCUGUGCUGCCUGCAAAAUUAGAUCUGUUUGGCUUUGGUCUGCGGGUGGCUUAGUUGGCAAA